ACCUCGUAUAAGCUUCACAGGCCUCAGCCUCAACAUGAUACGAAGCACACAAGAUGCACAGACUACGGCAAACGACUUUCGCGACCAGUGGACAAAUCCCAGCGAUAUCUUCUCGCUGCUGCUUCUCGUCGGCGGCGAUGUGAUUCAGAAGGCACUCGCGCAGUUCACCUUGAACCGCUUCCGGCCCAUGGCCUUUUCUUUUGGCUGGGUUGCAUAUGCCUUUAGCCAUCUGCUAUUUGCUGUUGGGAACCUCAAAGCUCUCCCGGACCCAGAUUGUCCUUGCACAAUCACCAGAGCUAGUUCAAUGCCCACUACCAGCGCCAAUCAAUCAUGGCUUCUGGGGAGGCUGGUUCGAAACCACGCGUACUGGAGCCUUCCAUUAAUCAAGGAUGCCCUAAAAUCGGGCAGAAUUUCAGACCAAGACGCCUCAAUGUAUCAACUCAUGGAACCCCCUACUCGUCUAAAGGGCCUUCAAAUCUUUGUAUACAAAUUCGUUCAAAGCUCUCCAAUUAACCGAUCUCUGAGCAAGGAUUGGCCAUGGUUUUCCGGCCUCAUCACCACUCUCAUCCAACUAGGUAUUGCUGCAAUUCCGGCAGGCCUUUAUGGCCAAUGGGAAAUAUUACUUAUUACUGCUGGAGGCACCGCAUUGGCCUACGCGACGGCCCAUUUCUCGGGAUAUAGCACGUUCCGUGGCGAUCGUACUCGUGCCAGCCGCAAAGUCUUCACCCUGACCGAAGGGAACGGAUCUAGAACUGCAAUUGUUUUCAUCAAAGACUCGGAUAUCGGUGUUGACCUAGAAUAUCUUACUCGGGUGGAGUUUACAGAAGGCAGUCAAAUUUUGAGGAUAACGAUGGCUUCUGUGCAACUAGUCUUCUGGGUUGCUCUUCUCAUCACUGUAUCUGGCCUCAAGACUCACACCUGGUUCAUGGUCGCCGUCGGUGCGUUAGGAAUGAUGCAGAACCUCGUCCUAGCUGGAGCUCCUCGCACGCCUGAAGCUUUAGGUAUACCCGUCCAACUUGAAGAAGUUGUGGGAUUGCAUAAGGUUAUGGAUACUCGGCUUGAACUUGAGGCCAAGGUUCCUUAUGCAGGCAAGGCCUUGCUACCCAUAUAUUUCCCUGGUAGACUACGGGAACAUGAGAUAGAGAGGUGGGAAGCAUUAGAGAGGGAGCAUGAAAGAGCCGCUUUCAUCUCAUGACCGCGAUUAGAUGGGCCUUAAAAUCUGCACCAUGGGAUAAACACAUAUUAAUAUAGUAAUCAGAAGAAAAAGGCGAUCAUGAAACUAUUGGGGAGCACUUACACGCUCGCUGAAUUAACCCCAGCGAUCACAAAUUAUUUGCAGGCACUUACCGACCUUCAUUACCAUAGAAGCGAGUCAACUAUGGCAAUUUACUUCUUUGCGCUCGCUAGGUUAGUUAGAUGACCGAUGGUCAAUACACCAUAGUGUUUGCAAUACAUCAAGAUAGAAUCCAAAU
Molecule: messenger RNA, 1472 nt
Organism: Trichoderma harzianum CBS 226.95
Lineage: Eukaryota; Fungi; Ascomycota; Sordariomycetes; Hypocreales; Hypocreaceae
Exons: 1
Coding region: 35-1195 (386 amino acids)
Source: RefSeq, a predicted model, not a curated record